Cyprinodon variegatus (sheepshead minnow) is the source of this 1051-nucleotide messenger RNA. RefSeq names its product olfactory receptor 142-like. NCBI's taxonomy places the organism in Eukaryota, Metazoa, Chordata, Actinopteri, Cyprinodontiformes, Cyprinodontidae. Gene Ontology annotation, biological process: G protein-coupled receptor signaling pathway. The transcript has a single exon. Gene Ontology annotation, molecular function: G protein-coupled receptor activity; olfactory receptor activity. The record is from RefSeq and is a predicted model, not a curated record. Gene Ontology annotation, cellular component: membrane. Bases 55 to 1047 code for a protein of 330 amino acids.
GUAUUGCUGCUACACAACAUUAGUUAGAUUUCUGCUCUUGUUUUCUACAUUAUAAUGGAUAAAAUGGAUAAUGAACUAAAUGUAACAUAUAUAUCUUUUGAUGGGCAUGUAGAAUUGCAGAAAUACAAGUUUCUGUACUUCGUGGCUACAUUUACGAUAUAUUUUCUAAUAAUUUGUGGCAACUCAACAAUCUUGGUUCUCAUCUGGAUCAAAAAAAGCCUCCAUGAGCCUAUGUACAUUUUCAUCGCUGCUUUACUCUGCAAUGCACUUCUGUUUAGCACCAAUGUUUAUCCAAAACUUCUGAUUGACCUUUUAUCUGACUUACAGGUUACAACUUUCUCAUCGUGUAGAUUACAGGCUUUCAUUUAUUACUCUUUAAGUGGCUCAGAGUUUCUCCUUUUGGCAGUGAUGGCCUAUGACAGGUAUGUCUCUAUCUGUAAGCCUCUGCAAUAUCAGACAGUCAUGAGAAAAACAACCGUGACUACUUUGUUGGUUUUAGCUUGGGUUUUACCAUCCGGUCAGCUUAUACCGUCCCUUAUACUAGGUAACAGUUUUAAACUCUGCAGUCAUACCUUGAAGGGAAUUUUCUGCAAUAAUGCUGUUACCAAGCUUUACUGUAUGGGCUCCGCUGGACCUUAUAUUAUAUAUGGUGUGUUUAUUUUAAUUAAUACUGUCUUUGUUCCUUUGGUGUUCAUCCUUUUUACCUUUAGUAAAAUACUUAUAAUAUCCUAUAGAAGGGGCUCAAAUGUCAGGAAAAAAGCUGUGCAGACAUGUGCUCCACACCUGCUGGUUUUGAUCAGUUUUUCAUGUUUGUGUUCUUAUGAUGUUAUAAUAGCCAGAUUGGAAAUUGAUUUACCCAAAACAGCACGCUCAAUAAUGAGUUUACAGCUGGUUUUGUAUCCUCCUCUUUUUAAUCCAAUAAUCUAUGGUCUAAAGAUGACAGAAAUUCAUAAACACCUGGUAAGGUUUUUCAGUAGAGCUAGAUUCUGCCUAUUUAUUACACUAACAGGUAAAUGGAAAUUAGGUUAUGAUACAAAAACUAGAUAAAUAA